CACACACACACACACACACACACACACACACACACACUGAUAACUGAGUGUUAACAUUUUCAGGAGUGGAAAUCAGCUGUGCGAUCGUGGGUCCGGACUACGUGACAGUGGGAGUGCCAAGCAGCGUUCAGUGUCUUUCCAACUGCAAGGCAUGCACCUUCUCCAUGUCUGUGGACAAUCAGAGGGCCCAGGGCCAGGCCAGCGUGCUGGCCUUCACUGUGAGCAGUUGGGUGGGGGUCCUAACGGUCACAUGCACCGCAGCAGAAGACGGGAGAGGGGGGUCUGCCAACGCAACCAAGAUACUGCAAGUGUUAGAAGGACCGGCCAAUGUUUCCAUCACAGGCCCCAGUUGGCUGCACCCAUCGGUGAGCCACACCUACAGCUGCAAUGCCCGGUGUCGGCCAUCUUGUACGUAUGCCUGGAAGACAGAUGUAGGCCCGUGGAUAGGUGGGCAAGGAAAUGUACUUUCUAUCACUCCUCAGGAGAUGGACAAGUCCAAAACUCUUGUCUGCAAAGCCACCAACAGUGUGUCUGGGCUUUUCGUCGCUGCUAUCCAAAACAUAACGGUUACAUAUGGUCCCUCGGAGAUUCAGAUCAUCGGUCCAGACGUGAUAUUUAUUUCAGAGAAGCAGCAGUUUGUGUGCUCUGCUGAAUGCCUGCCUUCCUGCCGCUACUUGUCGUCUGUCAACAGUCAGACUGUGAGGGGCAAUGUGAUGGAGGUGACCGUGGAUCAUCCCCUCAAAUCUGUCACUCUCAAGUGUGAGGCGCAAAACACGGCUUCAAGGAAGAAAGCUACAGUCACAAAAACUAUACACAUAUCAGGGUCGUUCCGCAGCCUGUCCUCUCGUCCUGAGGAGAGCUCUGUGCUGCUGGCCUUCAUCCUCUCUGCUGCGCACACUGUGACCGCACUGCACUAUGGGAGCUCACUGCUAUAGCAAUUGACAAUUAUCCAAGCAACCAAGGACAUUUUUGAAUGUUUUACAUUUUGAAAUGCUUUUCAUAACCCUUCUGUCGUGUUCUGGCCCAAUUUGACCGAUAUUCUACUUUCAUCAAUCAUAAAUAUUGUGUUUUACAUUUGAUCUCUUCAAGGCCUAUUGAUAUCCUCCACAGUGGUAUUUGAGGAUAUAAAGUUGCUGAUCACCACUUCCAUUGCAUUUUAAGGUUUUACUCAACUUUAUAACAAGUUGGCCGCCAUAGGAAAUAAAUGGGUAACUCUAAAUUAUAUUCAUCCAUCAGGUAGUACACACACACACACACACACACACGCACACACACGCACACGCACACGCACACACACACACACACACACACAC
This is a messenger RNA of Notothenia coriiceps (black rockcod), 1313 nucleotides long. RefSeq lists its product as uncharacterized. Lineage: Eukaryota; Metazoa; Chordata; Actinopteri; Perciformes; Nototheniidae. Gene Ontology annotation, molecular function: cell adhesion molecule binding. The record is from RefSeq and is a predicted model, not a curated record. Bases 165 to 935 code for a protein of 256 amino acids. Gene Ontology annotation, biological process: cell-cell adhesion. Gene Ontology annotation, cellular component: plasma membrane; cell-cell junction. The transcript has 4 exons.